Amborella trichopoda is the source of this 1134-nucleotide messenger RNA. RefSeq lists its product as uncharacterized. Gene Ontology annotation, molecular function: zinc ion binding; nucleic acid binding. Lineage: Eukaryota; Viridiplantae; Streptophyta; Magnoliopsida; Amborellales; Amborellaceae. The record is from RefSeq and is a predicted model, not a curated record.
AUGUUAGAGGGAGACACAGAGCACUGGUGGGCCUCAGUGAAGCAAUCCUGGGAGGAAUCAGGGAUGGAAGCAAAUUGGGGAAAAUUUCUUGGAGCCUUCAACGAGAAGUACUUUACUGAUUCUGUACGAGAAAGAAAAGAAGUAGAAUUUAUCGAGCUGCAACGGGGGAAUAUAACUAUAGAACAGUAUGCAGUAAAGUUUGCUGAGCUGUCGAGGUAUGCGCCACAUAUCAUCAAGACUGAGGCGCAGCAAGCAAGUAAGUUUGUGAGGAGUCUUAGGUCCGACAUAAGGGGGAGGGUGAUAUCGGCAAAUCUUAAAACCUUUUCUCCAUUGGUGGACUUGGCCAUGAAGAUUGAGAGGGACUGUGAAGAGUCCCGAGUUAGAGGAAAGUGUAGAAUGGGCCCAGCCCAGUUUGGAAGUUUCAAAAGAAAGGCUCAACCACCCCCAAGGAGGAACUUCGGGAGAAGAGAUAAUCCGAGGGGUAAGAAGAUUCGAAGGACCUUGUCGGGUGACAUAAGGGAGAACCGACGCCCAACGUGCCCAUAUUGCGGAAAAGAUAAUCACUCGGUGGCUGACUGUCGAAAGAAGGCUGGGGCGUGCUUUGGGUGUGGCAAGUCAAGCCACCAGAUUAGAGAUUGCCUAACCAGGGGAUCAGAAAACCAACCAAAGCCUCAAGGUCAGGUAUUUGCUCUUAUCGAGUGGGAAGCUAAGGCAUCAACUUCAGUUAUCUUAGGGUGUGUGCUGCCUAUACAUCUGAUAUUAUUAGAUAUCCAAGACUUUGAUGUUAUUUUGGGCAUGGAUUGGCUAUCCACACCCCAUGCUAUUGUAGAUUGUCGUGAUAAGAUUGUAACCCUUAGACGCCCAAACCAGCCUGAGUUGAACUUUUUUGGCGUCAAGGAUGUUUCCCCUUUGCAUUUUAUUUCGGCUAUUAGGGCUUCGCGUUUAUUAGCUAAAACAUGUGUUGGGUAUCUAGCUUACGUAGUGAAAAAUCGAGAUGACCGAUCUAAGUUAGAAGAAAUACCGGUGGUGAGAGAAUAUCCAGAGGUCUUUCUCAAAGAAUUAACCUUUCUGUCCCCGGUCAGAGAAAUAGGAUUUUCGAUAGAUGUGGUCCCUAGACCUGCCCCUCAUCUCUAA